AUGGAGUUCUACGACAUCCUGCAGAUUCUGAAGCCUGGAAAAAAUUUUGAUAGUAAAUAUCCCAAAUUUGCUGGAAAUCCACGCAAUGUGCACCUAGGAUUAGCUUCUGAUGGGUUUAAUCCAUUUGGCACAAUUCGGUUUGCAUGCCCUUCUUGUAACAUAAACACUCAAUCUAGAAGGCUCAGACAUGGGAGAAAGUUUUGUUACAUGGGGCAUCGACGCUUCUUGAAGUCGGGACACAAAUAUCGGAAUGAUGCAAAAUCAUUUGACGGGACUAAAGAAUCAAGGCCUGCACCAUGUCCAGUAUCUGGGUUACUAGUGCUGAAUCAAGUUAAAGAUAUAAAAUUUACUCUCUGCCAGUCAAGCGAAGGGUCUAAAGACAACUUAGAAGCUCGAUUGGACUUGAAGGAGAUGAAAAUAAGGCCAAGUUUAUGGCCUCAAUAUCGAGCUAGUAGGAGAGCAUAUCUUCUAGCUACGUUUUUCACAAUGUCUCCGAAUGAAAAGGAGUUAUUUUAUGAAGUUCUACAAAAUGCCAAGUUUCCAGAUGGCUAUGCGUCUAAUAUCUCACGUUGCUUUCUCAAACGAAAAAUAUCUGGGCUAAACACUCAUGAUUGUCAUGUUAUAAUGCAAGAACUUCUUCCUCUUGCCUUGCGGAGAUCAGUAGAUAAAAGAGUUAGUUCCAUUUUAAUUGAACUAUGCACAUUCUUUCGUGUUCUGUGUAGCAAAGAACUAAAACUAGAAGAGUUAAAGUUACUUGAAGAAAAUAUUCCAGAAACAUUGUCUACUAUGGAGAAACGUUUCCUCCCAGGAUUUUUUACUGUUAUAAUAUACUUGGUUAUUCACUUGGCAACCGAGGCUAAACAUGCGGGGCCGGUACAUUAUCGCUGGAUGUAUCCAAUUGAGAGGUUCUUGGGUACUUUAAAAUCAUAUGUUCGUAAUCGUGCAUGUCCAGAAGGUUCAAUAGCAGAAGCAUACACAGCAAAUGAGUGUAUGGUAUUUUGUUCACGAUAUUUGGAGGGUGGAGAUUCAAGGUCUUAUUGUUCAAAAAAAUGCGGUGAUGGGAUUGAGCAUGAGAAUAGUAAAGAAGAAUGUCUUUUUCCAAUUGUUGGGGAGCCGUACGGUGGAGUAGAUGUAUUUGAGUUGGAUGAGAAAACAUGGCUGCAAGCAUAUCGACAUUUUCAAUUGGAACAUAUUGCUGAAAUCAAGAGAUCACAUCGUAAGCGUCGUGUGACACAACAUCAACUUGACUGUGUGCAUUUCGAUACAUUUCAUAAGUGGUUCAAGGAGCAAGUAAAUGAGUUGGAAGCCACAUCUAAGAUCUUAAAAGAUGUUAAAGUCCUUGCACAAGGGCCGAGUUACAUUGCAAAAAGAUUCACUGCAUUCGAUGUAAAUAACGGAUUGAAUGAUAUUGUGGAGUUAAACUACUAUGAAAAAUUUAAGGUUGUCUUAUUUAAGUGUGAUUGGGUUGAUGUAACUAAAGAACAAGCUCAACAAGUAAUAUUUGUACAAGAUGCUCAAGAUCAUGAAUGGUUUGUCCCUAGGUUAAUUAAACCUCGAGAUAUUUUUAAUAUGGGAGAGGAAAAUAGUUUGCAGUUUGAGUCAUCAAUACAGAAUGAUGCCACUGACUUGGCUCUCUUAGAAAAUGCUCAUGUUCUCGAAGAUGAGUAUAAUGAUUGGGUAAGAAGUGGUGUCGGUGGGAUUGUUAUUGAUACAAACGCACAUUCUCAAGCUUCUCUAAAUGAUGGUGAAGCUAAUGUUGAGGGAGGAAAUGACAUUGAAAAUGAAUGUGAUUCUACAUAA
This is a messenger RNA of Nicotiana tabacum (common tobacco), 1800 nucleotides long. The record is from RefSeq and is a predicted model, not a curated record. NCBI's taxonomy places the organism in Eukaryota, Viridiplantae, Streptophyta, Magnoliopsida, Solanales, Solanaceae.